Molecule: messenger RNA, 1378 nt
Organism: Drosophila nasuta
Lineage: Eukaryota; Metazoa; Arthropoda; Insecta; Diptera; Drosophilidae
Exons: 2
Coding region: 231-674 (147 amino acids)
Source: RefSeq, a predicted model, not a curated record
AGAUUACUUGCCACACAGCUGAUUAAAAUGGUACUGAUGACUAAUUUUGUGAUUGGACAAGCUCACAUUCUUCCCAUAGCGAAAUACAAAUACGUGAAUUUCACCAACCAAAAGCAUAAAAGCUUUGUGUCUGUUUAUAAAUUUGUUAGCAAUUCACUUGAACUUGCACUGUGCGAAGAGUUGGUGUCAUAUUUGUGGUUUAUUGAAAUUUAAUUUAAUUUAACAAUAAAAUGGAAAAUUCGGCAAUGGAUGCAAGCGAACGUUUAACAUCUAAAAACAAUAUUUUGGCUAUUGGCGGUCAUUUCCCGAAAAACACCAAUAGGAAAAGAGAAAUAACAAAAUGUGAAUUCAAAUCGGAGUUCACAAAAAGAUUAUCUCAACUUGUCAUGGGUGAUCCGAAUGUGAGCGCUGAGAAAAAGUUCGUUAUGGAAAAUCUUCUGAUGAAUAUUAUUAAAGUAGACAAUUUGACCACGCAUUAUGUGUUCAGCAUUAAUAAGACAACCGAUGCCUGCAUUUCAUUUGGCCGCACAAUUGAUGCCAAGUCCGUUCUUCGUGCUACAAAGAAUAAACUCAGCAAUGAGAAAUGGAUUUCAGAGAAUGUGAUGGAAAGAACCUGUCAAAAGAAAGAUGUUAAGCACUUUAAGCAAGAAUUUCUGAAGCAGAGGAAGCCUUAAAUAGACAAGAUUUUAAAAUUAAAGUGUCAAUAGAUUGUAAUUCGGAAGUAAUAACACAAACUGUAAAUGAAAUAAAAUACAUUUUUGAAUAUUCAGAAUUUGCAUAAUUUAUGUGACAUAUUCAAUUCUGCGUGUUUCAGUAUUAAUGAAAGACUUUCAUAGUUAGUAGUGAAAAAUAAAUUAUUAUUUUUUAAAUUGUUUAUAUCAUAUUUUCGUAGUAUGUAAAUUGUAAAUUCUGUAAAAUAACAGAAUAUACCACAUUUUUUCUGUUGAGAAUUUUAAAAAUUAACCGUAAACGUUGACUAACAUUGAAACCCCUGUAAUUAAUGGAGCUAAAUCAAAUUUUUGCAAAUAAAUAAAUAAAAUAAACUAUUAUAUUAUAUUACCACACAUAAUUAUAUUAUUAUUUUGUACUAUGCAAAUUAUUUGUUUUUUCUUUAUUUACAGAAUCAACAACUUUUGUCUAAUAUAUUCAAGUAAUUCGUUAGCACUAGAAGACGUCCCAUCAAAUGUAAUUUGUGGUGUGAUUUGUUAGUUGAACUAUUUCUAAUUUCUAUAAUUGUAAAGAAAAUAAAUUAAUAUACAAUAAAACAUUCUAACCUUGUGUAGUACGUAAAUUGCAGAACAAUAUAGAACAAUAUUUUUUAAUAAUUCAUCGUAGAAGUUCACUGACAUUGAACCUAAUUAUAAUUUUAAAUUAAAGU